Molecule: messenger RNA, 369 nt
Organism: Chlorella variabilis
Lineage: Eukaryota; Viridiplantae; Chlorophyta; Trebouxiophyceae; Chlorellales; Chlorellaceae
Exons: 3
Coding region: 1-369 (122 amino acids)
Source: RefSeq, a predicted model, not a curated record
AUGCUGCCCCUGUGGCUGCACCAGGCGGCGGAGGAACGGAGGCUGCGCGCCUCGGACGCCGAGUUUGAGCGGGUGGUUGGCAUGGGGAUGGGGCCCCUUGAUACUGGCACAGAAGACCAGGAGUUCCUGUGGAGUGCAGCCGAGUGGCGACGGUGGGAGGCAGUGGGCUCCGACCCCUGGCGGGAGCACAAACGGCAGAGCUGGGCUGAGGAACUUUUGGAGGCGCAGCAACGGCGGCGAUUGGAGCGGGAGCAACUCAGAGCAAAGCUAUCCGCAGAUCAAGCGCGGCAGGAGAAGGAGGAGCGGCGAGAGGAGCGGCGACAGCAGCGCUGGGGCCCUACCAGCCACCAUCACUUUUACCAACGGUGA